AUGCUAGCCGCUCGUCUAAUAUCGUCUGUUUCGAGAAAACCCCACUUUGGUUGCAGCUUACCGCCCGCCCUACUGCUAUCCUCAGCGUCUCGCCGGCAUUUUCGUGUUUCGCUUGCCAGAAACUACACCACAAAGUUGAUGAAGGAUAAGAAUCUGGAACACAAGCAGGCUGACAACAAGACGACUCAUAGUCAUUCGCAUGACUCAGUGAAUCACAGCCAUUCCCAUGACUCUGAGUCCCCUUCCCACUCCCACGAUCACUCCCACGACGGCGGUGCACACUUGUUCCACUCCCACAGCCAUGCCCAGCCCAACGAGCUCUUGGGCAAAGGCUUCACCACAAAUCCAGCAGUCAGAAUCACGUGGAUUGGCCUUUUGGUCAACGUGGCCAUGGCAGGAUCCAAGGCUGUUGGUGGAGUAGUUUUCCACUCCCAGGCUCUCAUAGCAGAUGCCAUCCAUUCCCUCUCAGAUAUGGUGGCUGAUUUUCUUACAUUGGCUACAGUAAAUGUGGCCCUGAAAGAAGGCUCGGUGACGAGGUUCCCAAUGGGCUACGGGAAAAUCGAGGCCGUGGGCACUUUUUUGGUGAGCGGAGUGCUCUUGUUUGCCGGUUUUUCAGUUGGGUGGAGCUCUUUGCUACAGGUGUUCGAGUACACGCUACCUCCGCAGAUGUUUGAGUGGGUUUCGAUGAUCCAGGUCCAUUCUCAUAGCCAUGGUGUGAUGGAUGCGUCGGGGGAUGCCCAUUCCCACUCCCACGCUGCUCAUGCAAACCCACAAGAGGUUCAGAUGCCCAACAUCAACGCGGCGUGGCUUGCCUUGGGAUCUAUUGGGGUCAAGGAGGUGCUUUACAGGAAAACAAUGCAGGUGGCUGAUGAGACAAACUCCAAGGUUCUCGUUGCAAAUGCCUGGCACCACAGAGUCGAUUCGCUCACUGCGGCUGUGGCGUUUGUCACGGUGAUGGGCGGGGUGUUGUUUGAUUUGGCAUGGUUGGACGCCGUGGGCGGCGGCCUUGUGUCGAUUUUGAUUGUCCAUGCUGGCUGGGGUUCGUUCAAAGAGGCCUGGUACGAGCUAGUGGAUCGCUCCGACCCUCCAGCGUCUGAGCACUACCAGCAAAUUAGACUGUUGGUAGAAAGCGAGGUUAGCACGGCCGCUGCCUCGCUCAGUCAAAGCUUCACCGUCAAAGACCUUUCUGUCUUGAGUGCUGGUGCCAGAUUCAACCUCAUCUUGCAUCUCGAAACAGACAAAAAUGUUCCUUUGCAAGAAAUCAUAGAUUUCGAGAGAGAACUACUCGAGGGCAUCAAAGAGUCCAACCGCUACGUUGGCAAGGUGUUUGUUGACUACAACAUUCGCCAGUAA
This is a messenger RNA of Candidozyma auris, 1353 nucleotides long. RefSeq lists its product as uncharacterized. Gene Ontology annotation, molecular function: monoatomic cation transmembrane transporter activity. Gene Ontology annotation, cellular component: membrane. The record is from RefSeq and is a predicted model, not a curated record. The transcript has a single exon. NCBI's taxonomy places the organism in Eukaryota, Fungi, Ascomycota, Pichiomycetes, Serinales, Metschnikowiaceae. Bases 1 to 1353 code for a protein of 450 amino acids. Gene Ontology annotation, biological process: monoatomic cation transport; transmembrane transport.